AUGGGCAUCAUGGAUGGGAUGGGGACGCUUGGUCGUUCUCGUUUCAGAGAUUUGGCACUUGGGAUUUGUUUCUUGGUCUGCAGAGAAUCUGGGGCUGACUUCGUCGCUCUAGUCUUCAUCUCUAUCACCCUGUCAUCACCAGACAACCCUCCCGUUGGGGUUAUCCUAUUUCCUGUUGUCCGCUGGGCUCAGGGACCUCCUUACAUUCCUCUCCAAGACGCCGAUUGGAGGGAUCUAUACGAUCUUGGAGAACACGACAACGAAGAGUUCUUCCAUCACCAAGAGAAUUGGACUCCAGAACUUCGAUCUCUAUUCGGUGAUCCUCCCUAUAUCGAAUUCCCCUCUCUUCACUACCAAACCGCCGACGUUAUCGAGUAUCUCCCCACCAUGUCGGGAAUCGAGAAACUCAACAACUCCAUUCUGAGUGUCUUCGACGGCACCAAUUGGAAUACGUGGUCGGACAACUACAUGAGCAUCUGCAUGCAUCAGGGCACUUGGGGAGUGGUUAAACCCACUCAUAUUACGGUUAACGGCACAUCUACCUCGAACCCUGGUUCUAUGGAGCGUCCUGGAACGACUGGUGACAGCCAGUAUCAAUGGGACGUUGCCAAUGAAAAGGCACUGGGUCUUGCGCGGGUUUACAUCACCCAGAAUCUGCGCAAGGGAAUCUUUAUGGAGGGUCAGCGGGAGCGCACUGCGCGCGAGGUUUUUGCGAAGAUGGCGACGGAUUAUGGCCAACCAAAUGCCAUCGAUGCUUUCGUCGAGUACCGCCUCCUGAACACCACCACCUUCCACGGUGGUGAUACCAUUGAAAAGCAAAUCAUGGAAAUGGAGACUCGUCGUCGCCAGUGUUCGGAAGGAGGAAUCGAGAUCCCUGACUACCUCUUCGCAACUCUAAUGCUCGCCGCUUUGCCCGCUUCCAGCAGAGGUUUUGUCACCUCUUACCUGGCCAAUCGUCCUAUCGCUUCUCUGAACCCAGUCGAUGUCAAGAACAGCGUCAUAGGGAAUAUCAAGAUCGAGAACCUCGACACGACGUCGAACUCGAAGAUUUCCACCGUUCCGUCCCUUGCCACCCGCUGCACUCAUUGCAACAAGUCCGGUCACGUUGCGGCAUCCUGCUACAAGAAGUAUCCCAACCUCAAGCCGACUGGUCAAUCUUCUGACAAAGGCAAGGGGAAGCAGGAUGAGGGGAAGAAGAAAAAGAAGAAGGAAAAGAAGAGCGGUGAUGGUACUAGCGCUGUAAAAGAAGUUGUAGCCGCUCCCGCGGUUGCAGCUGUCUCCAAUGGAAUGCACAUUUCGUCCUAUCUCAUGAGUGACUCCCUCAAACACAUCGAUGAUGGAAUUUUUGUUGAAGAAAUGGGAGACGACUCCAAAAUUCGUUUUCUAUGGGACUCGGGUUGUACGCAUCAUAUGACAAACACCCGAUCCGAUCUUCACAACAUCAGACCUAUCGACACCUAUGUAGUUGUUGGGUCGGGAGCUCGCUUCAGGAAUGAAGCCGUUGGAGAUAUUGUGUUGCGGGGUCAUACUAGUAGUGGCAUGGACUACACCUUCACGCUGAAGGAUGUCAUUUACAACCCACACAUAAGAGGGCGUUACCUUUCUGGAUAUGCGCUCGAUCAGGCUGGUUACUACACCGUGGUUGGUGACAACAAGGCAAUCCUAGUCACCAAGGAUUGGCUCAACAAGGGAAAAGCGCAUGGGGAUGUCUUGAUGACCUUUAAAGCAAGCAAUCGCUGCUACUGGUACUACCCCGAGGAGCUCGUGGCACCAUCUGUGUCUGCAUCUCACGAGUCUACCGCACUCGCUUCCCUGGAAACUACCGAUUUUGAAGGUGUUCCCCCCUUGCUACGCAAUAAAGACCAGCGCGGCAUGUGCGAUGGAUGUAUGCUUGGAAAACAGCACAAGCAUCCGUACCCUGCAUCAGAGAAACAUGCUAGCAAACCCCUCGAGCUUAUCCACACUGAUUUGAUGGGCCCCUGGCCUACUCAGUCGUUGGAAGGUUCACGCUACACAAUUUCGUUCUACGACGAUUUCUCGAGCUUUGGCAUGAUGGUACAACCUAUGGCACGAUUGGGAUGGCGAACACCUGCGGAACUGUGGCUUGGAAAGAAGCCAGACGUCUCUUAUUUCCGUGUGUUUGGAUGCAAGGCGUCUCUCUAUGUGGAUGUUGAAAAACGCCCGAAAGGGUUGGAGCAUGGACGCCCCGACCACAUCUUCGUUGGAUACGAACGAGAGACAAAAGCUUGGAAAGUGUGGGAUCCGAAUCAACGCAAGAUAUGA
This is a messenger RNA of Mycena citricolor, 2283 nucleotides long. The record is from the annotation of a GenBank genome assembly. Lineage: Eukaryota; Fungi; Basidiomycota; Agaricomycetes; Agaricales; Mycenaceae.